AUGCGUGUCACCCUUCUCUAUCCUUUGGCUCUAGCCUUGCUGGCAACCCUUUCCCUGGCAAACGUCGUAGUCGACCUCACCCAGACGGCCAAAUUCGACGUUUCCGUGGGACAAGAUCGUCCUGCCCUCGUCGCCUUUACAGCUCCGUGGUGUGGCCAUUGCAAGAAGCUUCAUCCCAUCUACGAGGAGGUGGCCGCCGCCUACUCUUCUCAGCCGGGUCGCGUUCUCAUCGCAAAUGUAAAUGCGGACGAGAACAAGGAGCUAGGCAAGAGGCAUGAGAUCAAGGGCUUCCCCACCAUCAAGUACUUCCCUGCUAACUCGCCAACGACGGAGUCCGAGACCUACAGUGGACCAAGGACUGUCGAAGCGCUUGUGGCUUUCAUUGACGGCAAGGUCGGAACCAAGGGCAAAGUCAAGCAGCCUCCUCCGCCUGCAGUCAAGCACCUCACCAACGCCGACUUCAAGGACGUCGUUUAUAAUCCCAAUGCAAACGUCCUCGUAGAGUACUACGCCCCUUGGUGUGGACACUGCAAGAACCUUGCACCCAUCUACGAGUCCGUGGCCCAAACCUUCGCAAACGAUGAUGACUGCGUCGUGGCAGCUCUGGACGCUGAUGCCGAGGCGCACAGGCCUAUUGCGCAAGAGGCCGGCAUUCAGAGCUUCCCUACGCUCAAGUUUUACCCCAAAGGUGGCAAGGACGCCCCAGAGGCCUACACUGGCGGUAGGGGAGAGGACGACUUUAUCAACUUCCUCAACGGCAAGUGUGGCACUUUCAGGACAAAGGGUGGAGGAUUGAGCGAGCUCGCGGGCAGGCUGCCGAGCCUUGAUUCCCUCGCCUCCCGCUUCUACAGCGCCUCAGACGACCUGGCCGAGCGUACGACGAUUCUCUCCGAGGCAAAGGACUUUGUCACCCGCUCUUCUGCCUCUGUCAACGCCACCGAGGCAAAGAACGCGGCCGCAGCGUACUACCUCAAAGUGAUGGACAAGAUCAACUCUGACCCCUCGUGGCUGACCAAGGAGACCAACCGAAUCAAGGCUCUCAUCGAGGGGAGCGUCAGUGGUGCGGGUGCGCUCGCAGGGAAAAAGGUCGACGAGUUGAAGAAGAAGGCAAACGUGCUUGCUGCCUUUACCAAGAGGAAUCUGAGCGACAGGGCUAAGCAGGCUGAGGAGAAGGCUAAGAAGCUCAAGGAGGAAUUGUAA
Molecule: messenger RNA, 1200 nt
Organism: Jaminaea rosea
Lineage: Eukaryota; Fungi; Basidiomycota; Exobasidiomycetes; Microstromatales
Exons: 3
Coding region: 1-1200 (399 amino acids)
Biological process (GO): protein folding
Cellular component (GO): endoplasmic reticulum
Molecular function (GO): protein disulfide isomerase activity
Source: RefSeq, a predicted model, not a curated record